AAUUUAAAAACUACAAAAAAAACAACAUCCUCCCCACAACAUGCAUACCUCCUCCGCCGCCGCAGAUUUAAUUGUGCUCAACGCUUGUCCGCCCUCACAUUUGGCCAACAUACCCCUCUCACCGCCGGCGCAUCUAAAACGCCGAUCCACUAACACCUUAUCCUCAGAAACAACAAUGGCCGGCGGCAUUCACACAAAUCAUCAACAACACCAACAUCAGCAUCAUCACACAUCGCAGCAGCAGCAUCAACAUCAACACUCUAGUCAAAAUCUACAACAUCAUCAACCGUCGGUAGCCCCGCAAUCGGCAUCAACCUCUUCCAACGUUUCAGUGCCAUCAUCUUCACCCCAUGAGGAGAAUACCACAACGUCGACUAAUAACCUCGAUUCAGAUGCGGAUAAAAUUAAUUCGCCAUUGGUAAAGCCGCCAUAUUCCUAUAUCGCCCUAAUUACCAUGGCCAUCCUGCAGUCGCCACAAAAGAAACUGACUUUGAGCGGUAUUUGUGAUUUCAUAAUGCAAAGAUUCGCCUACUACAAAGACAAAUUUCCCGCCUGGCAAAACUCAAUACGACACAAUCUCAGUCUGAAUGAUUGUUUCAUAAAGGUUCCUCGGGAGCCCGGUAAUCCGGGUAAGGGCAACUUCUGGACCCUUGAUCCCUUGGCUGAGGAUAUGUUCGACAAUGGCAGUUUUUUGCGGCGCCGAAAGCGUUACAAACGGGCACCGGCCAUACAACGAUUCCCCUUCACAUCUAUGUUUGGGACGCUCUCACCGUUUUGGAUACGCAAACCGGUACCGCUGGUACCGGUACAUUUUAAUGUACCCAAUUUUGCGGGUGGUACACGGGACUGUUUUGAUAUGUUACAUCCUCCGGCGGCUGCGGCGGCAGAUGUUUUCGAUGCGGUGGCGCUAAGAGGUACCGCCGCCGCCGGCGCAGCAGCGUCUGCUGCAGAUAACAAGAAAUUCAAUUUCUUUGCCAACACCGAUUUGUCGAUGUAUCCGAGAAGUGCGGUGGACAAGUUUGAGGCCUUCGCCCGUGGAGCGGCCGCAGAACGACCUCUGAUGGAUAUGAGUGGGGUGAGUGAUUUGGAAAAAAUGAAACUCUACAGUUUUGGGGCUCUGCCGGGCAGUGGAGAUGAAAAUGGUUUCACAGCAACGCCGGGUCAUCAUCACCUGCCGCAGCAUCAGGCGCAUCAUCAUCUAACUACGUCGCACUAUGACACCCAGACACAUAGCUCACAAGAUUCCGAUGAAUCCGAUGAUGAUCGCAUCGACAUUGAAUCACCCGAUGAACAGGAUUCCCACAUAUCAGAUUCGAUAGAGAGUUUAAGUACAAAUCGCCUAGAUGUUCAGGUGGAUGAUUCGGAUGAGUUGAGUACGGGUGCGGCGGGAGAUAGUCAAGGGGCCGGGGGCCUGAAGCGGCAGCUAAAGGAUGCUUCCUCGUGCAUUUUACUUUUUAACAACUACGACACGUUAAUAGCUAGUAAUAACAACAAUAACAACAACAGCAAUAAAACUAACCGUCCAGAUGGCAAAGCCCCAGAAACGGGAGUGGUAAAACCAUCACCAACUGCUACAAAACACAUUACCGCCUCUCUGCCGGAGGUUGGCAGCUAUAAAUCCUCUCUGCUCUCAUUUGAGUAUGAAACAGGACGCACCACUACCAAACACAGUGCGGCCAGAGAUUUUCGCAUUGAGACGCUAAUUGGAAACAAUGAUGCGGCGGAGAGUGUCUGUGACUGAGGCGGCGCAGGGGAAAUAUAAAUCCUGCCGAGGUCCUGUAAAUAAAACUGUGGUGAAAUUUCAAAGGCUCUACUCAAAAAUUCGAAUAUGGAUUGGAUAUCCAAUACAACCACAAGACCAAUUUGCCCGAAAUGCAAAAUCGUUUAUCCUGCAGCAACUAAUGUAAAUUUUUACUAAUUACUCUUCUUCCCAUCUCAUUGUCAAAUAAAAACAACAACAAAAAAUUUAAACGAAAUUAAAUUUUUAAAAAGUAACUUCAAAACCAAUAGGAUCCAAACGACCGACAAGAUCCGUUUUUAUUGUAUGUAAAUGUAUUUAUUUAUUAUGUCUUGACUAGUUUUUAAGCAAAUCUCACUAACGGUCUCACUGAA
Molecule: messenger RNA, 2112 nt
Organism: Musca domestica (house fly)
Lineage: Eukaryota; Metazoa; Arthropoda; Insecta; Diptera; Muscidae
Gene: fd59A
Product: fork head domain-containing protein FD3
Exons: 2
Coding region: 41-1741 (566 amino acids)
Biological process (GO): cell differentiation; anatomical structure morphogenesis; regulation of transcription by RNA polymerase II
Molecular function (GO): DNA-binding transcription factor activity, RNA polymerase II-specific; RNA polymerase II cis-regulatory region sequence-specific DNA binding
Source: RefSeq, a predicted model, not a curated record